AUGGAAACAUCGAAGAACGAUACAAACGAUAUUCACGACUUUUGGAAGGAUUUGGAUUUGAAGAAUUUAACGGAAGACGAAUAUUUGGCCACGGUACUUGGACCUAAGUAUCUGCCUCUGAAGAUGGUGAUACCAUUAACGAUAGCGUACGUGACAAUUUUUGUGACUGGUAUUUUUGGGAACGUCACGACGUGUAUCGUAAUUAUAAGAAAUCCUUCGAUGCAUACGGCCACCAACUACUACUUAUUCAGUCUGGCCAUAUCUGACCUUAUUCUACUUGUGUUGGGAUUACCUAAUGAGCUGAGCCUCUUUUGGCAACAAUAUCCAUGGGUUCUAGGAGUUAGUCUUUGCAAAAUCAGGGCAUACGUAUCGGAAGUAUCUUCCUACGUAUCGGUUCUUACGAUAGUAGCCUUUUCCAUGGAAAGAUAUUUGGCGAUUUGUCACCCGCUCCGCGUUUAUGCAAUAAGUGGCCUCAAAAGACCAAUACGUUUCAUUUUAGCCGCGUGGUCGAUUGCGUUGGUUUCUGCCAUACCGUUUGCAAUCUACACGAAAGUCAACUUAGUCGAAUAUCCACGAGAUUCCGGGAAUUACUCGGCUAAUUCCGCGGUUUGCGGAAUGUUGCUGCCAUAUAUGCCUAAUUUCCCUCUCUAUGAGUUGAGCAGUAUUAUAUUUUUCUUGAUACCAAUGCUAGUUAUUUUGGUGGUGUAUACCAGAAUGGGUUUAAAAAUCAGAAACAGUACAAAUCAUACUUUAAACUCUGUGAUGCAGGGCGCUAUUCAUGGAGACUCGAGGCAAACUCAGUCUCGAAAAUCCGUGAUCAGAAUGUUAACUGCGGUGGUUAUUUUAUUUUUCAUUUGUUGGGCACCGUUUCAUGCUCAACGAUUGCUUUAUAUCUACGCGCAAGAAUCUGACUACUAUCCAGACUUGAACGAGUGUCUGUAUAUCUUAAGCGGAUGCCUCUAUUACUUCAGCACAACCGUGAAUCCAAUUUUAUACAAUUUGAUGAGUAUGAGGUAUAGGAAAGCGUUCAAAGAAACCAUCUGCUGCAAAACGAGAAUGACAGGCAGGAGAAGUUGGACUACCAGAGAGUCUCAAAUAUGCAAUAGUAAUUCGAGCGGAAAAGCGCGAAGCUCAAGUUUCAAGUGUUCAGUGAGAUAUACUAUUAGUCAAGCGAAGGAGAUGUUUCGAUUUACUACAAGUCGAGAAGGCGUGAAUAGAGAUGGAAAUAUAAACGAUAAUAUCGCUCGUAAAUCACACGUGCUCACAAAGGAAGAUUUCACGUCGAAGCCCCUUCUCAAUCGAAUGCACUCCGGACAGCAGGAAGAAAGAAAUGAAAGAGAUCCUGCUCGUAACACAGAAGAGAAUAAGUCUGGGUCUACAACCAGUAGCGUUUUGUAAUUUAAGUUGUACAUUGUUAGCCGUUAAAAUUAUUGUACAUAAUAGUUUUAAGCUUGUUGUAUCGUUAUUGCUUAUCUUAUUUAUUUUCUGACUGUAUUGUAUAGUUGCGUUUUUAAAUUCAUUUUUACUCAAUUGUACUUAAGGAUUAUGUACUUAAAAGUUCUAGCGGUUAAUUGCGAAAAUCGUAAUAUACGUAAGUCAAAUAUAAAUAAGCACUGUUUACCGAGUGACAUUUAUUUUAUAAUAGCACGUACAAAAGAGUAAAAAUCAUGCGAGAAAGGCGAGUACAUACUUUUGUCAGUCUAGAAAACUCCGGCAAAGAACGGUAUCUUGUGACAAGGAAUGUCAGGACGCUAUUAAUUCUCUUUAUCAAAGGUUCGAAUCCUUUUAAUGAAACUAUUUUAAAUACGGUUGAUAUAAGAAACUGUUUAGAAUCUUUUAAAGCUUUCUAUUGGGUACUUUAUUACUUCAUUGGGUAUCCAAUUUUUUUAUUAGAUACAUUUUGCAUCUUGAAAAUCUUUUUCUUAACAACGAAGGAAAAUUCCUCUUAAAAUCUCGCACUAACAAUGCAGGACAAUUUACUUUAUCUUAUUUCAGUUUAUUUCCUUUUAUCUCAUUACUAUUUAUAAUUUAAUGCAAAUCAGAAUUCGCGCGCCAAAAAGAAAUGAAUAAAAUAAAUACAAUUAAAUAUGAUUUCUGGAGAUCGUAUUUAUACAUCCAACAAAUAUUUUGAUGCGUCACAAAAUUAUUCAACACGGAAUUAAAAAUAGAGAAGAAGUUGAAUGUGGAGAAUAAUUGAAUAAAUAAAAUAUAUGGAAAAUAUAUUAUGAAAUAAUGUAUUAGUAUAUCACAGUAUAUGAAUAUUUAAAAAUAAUAAGUUUCUGAUAAAACUUGUCCAAGAAUUGUUUCAUCAAGGAACGAGUUGUAAUUACUUCCUAAAGUUUCGAAUUGAUUGACACCAAGUUCGAACUUUUAAUGAACAUGGACGAAGGAAAUGUGAUAAGCUUACAUCUGUAACUGUGUAAAGUUUGUCGGUAGUCGAAAAUCAAAGUUUCGUAAUUGUAAGAUAUCUGCUCUUCGAGUUUACUUAUGAUCACAAAAAACUAACGUUCGUGUUUUAUUAAAUAAAAUUCCGUAUUUGCAGGAAAAUAGUUGUUGUAGUAACAAAACUUUUGGUCAUCUCGUUACGUAAUUGAAUUAACUUGAUUCGAGCUUGUUAUUGACUCUGGUAAUAAAAUUCUAUAUCCACGAGGUGAUUCGAAAAGUAAUAUAUCCAAUAAUAUUCUCGAUUAAAUUGAUCUAGAAAAUAAUUCUGUACCUGAUAGCCAAAUCAGUCCAAUUCUCAACAAAACAGGAAAAUAACAUAUUUUUCGUGUAAAAAACAUAUUAAUUUUU
Messenger RNA from Bombus impatiens (common eastern bumble bee), 2793 nucleotides. Its product is annotated as neuropeptides capa receptor. Lineage: Eukaryota; Metazoa; Arthropoda; Insecta; Hymenoptera; Apidae. Gene Ontology annotation, molecular function: neuromedin U receptor activity. The transcript is spliced from 6 exons. The record is from RefSeq and is a predicted model, not a curated record. Gene Ontology annotation, cellular component: plasma membrane. The coding region runs from base 1 to 1398 and encodes 465 amino acids. Gene Ontology annotation, biological process: neuropeptide signaling pathway.